UGCGAGCAUCAUUGAAAUAACAACACAAUUGCUAUACUGCAUACCCGCAUCGCUGUCAACAUCUUGAUACUACUCAACGCUUAGCAUUGUCCAGAAAGCGGCUUCCCUAGGUACUGCCGGAUUACCAGGAACAAAAGUGGUAUAAGGAGAGGAGGGAGGCAAGAUGUAUCUUCUCCGUCGCGUCGCAUCAGGCGUCUUCACCCAACAACCCCUGCGGCAACUUGCACCCAUCAAGUCGACGACUGCUCGCGUGACCUACAUCCAGCCCAUCACAUCGCGAUCAUUCCACCAGUCGCAAUUAUGGCUGGCCGAAGGCGACGCCAAGAGGGUCGAGGAGGCAUCUCCCGCCGAUGCGCAGACGUCCGGGGAGACGGUGACGACGGGAGAUACUGCGAGGACUGAUGCGGUAGAAGCAGACCGACAGCUGGAGAGCAACGAAGUCAGGGAGGAGAGCAUUGCCACAUCCGACGUCGCAGAUGCGGCCCACCAGACCAGCUACGAGCAGCCCUCCACAGCUCAGGAUGCCGUGUCAGAGUCUUCGGGCACGACCUCCGCGCCAGUCGGCUCGUCUGAAGCACAGCCCCAGCGAUCCUCGCGUCGGCAGGAGUCUGUCAUUGGUCAAGCACAGGAGUUCGCCUCCUCCGCCGCCCAGACCGCCCAAUCCGCCGUCUCAUCCGCCACACAAGCCGCCCGCAACGCCUUCGGAUCCCAGCAGAGCCAGCAGCACUCCCAAGACUUCGCCCCUCGUGCGCCCGCUGCAAUGGCACCCGGUGGAGCCGCCUCCGCAGGUCUGGGCCGAACCUCCAACCCUCCCUCCCGCAUCCUCUACAUCGGCAACCUCUUCUUCGAGGUCACCGCUCCACAACUGGAAGCCGAGUUCAAGCAAUUCGGCGACAUCACCAACUCCCGUAUCGUCACCGACAGCCGCGGUCUGAGCAAGGGUUUCGCGUACAUUGAGUUCUCCACGCAGCAAGCCGCCGAUCAGGCUGUGCAGGCGAAUGACCAGAAGGUCUUCCAGGGCCGGAGAAUGGCGGUGCAGUAUCAUGUGCGACGCGAGCCGAGGGCGCCGACGACGGGGAGGCCGCAUAGGGCUGUUAACCCGCCGAGUAAGACGCUGUUUAUUGGGAAUAUGUCUUAUCAGAUGAGUGAUCGGGAUCUAAACGACCUCUUCCGCGAGAUCAAAAACGUCCUGGACGUGCGCGUAGCCAUCGAUCGCCGAUCGGGGCAACCUCGAGGCUUUGCGCAUGCAGACUUCAUCGAUGUCCAGUCCGCAGAGCGGGCGAAGGAGCAUUUGGAGAAGAAGGUUAUUUAUGGACGACAGUUGAAGAUUGACUUUUCGUCUUCCGGCACGAGCUCGACGACGAGGGAGGAGUCGUAAGCACUUCGACUACGCACUGUAUUGCGGCAAAUGGAUGGCAUGGUAUCAACCAGCAUGCCACAACGACCAAAUCCAGGAGCUGAAACUGUUGACGGAGAUGGCCGAUCGUGAGCGCUUCGUCACGGUAGGGUUCGCGUGCCCUGGCGUGGAAGGUUAACUAUGGGAUGCAUGGCGAGGCGGAGGAAGCUGAGGCUACUGUUGGCGACGGAGAGUAAGUGUGAGGAUGGCAUUCUGUGUAUGUAUGUGAGUGUAUUAUAACAGACAGCGGCGCCUGCAGGCGGU
Baudoinia panamericana UAMH 10762 is the source of this 1660-nucleotide messenger RNA. RefSeq lists its product as uncharacterized. NCBI's taxonomy places the organism in Eukaryota, Fungi, Ascomycota, Dothideomycetes, Mycosphaerellales, Teratosphaeriaceae. The transcript has 3 exons. Bases 164 to 1378 code for a protein of 404 amino acids. The record is from RefSeq and is a predicted model, not a curated record. Gene Ontology annotation, molecular function: RNA binding.